CGGCAACGAGCGAGCGAUCGAGUCUAUUUGAGAUUGAGAAAGCGUACCGCCCGUGUACAACAUCAAGUACAUAUUGCGUUUCUAGUUAUUUCUUUAGUCUAAACCAUUAUCAAUAAAUAGUAAACCAUGUGUAUGAACUCUUGAUUUUCAGAGAUAAUUUAUAAAAAAUCUGGGCAAGAUGGUGUCUACGAGGCAGAUGAGUAGCGUGGUGGGCAGUAGUGGGAAUAAUGACGGUGCAGGCCCAUCUCACGCGGAGCCUGUGGCCGUCUCUCGCGUAACUCGACAUUCAAGCGCUUUGCUCCCUGGCGGAUCAUCACCACACGCUUCAUCUUCUAAAUGCACAAAUAUCGUGCCAGUUCCAAAAGCGUAUUCUACAAAUUUACUUGAUCUUCCUAUUGAAGUUAUUGAAAAGAUUUUUGGAUACUUGGGUUUCAAAACUGUGUCUCAUCUAAGAAUGGUCAAUCGCCAAUUUAAUACAAUAUGUAGCUCUAUUUUAAAUUCUACAUUUCAACGACUACAAAAUCAGAUGUUGCAUCGAUUUCAAUCAAUCAAAGCAAAAAUGCCUCGCAGAGAAAGUGCUCGACGUAGCCAUCCUCUGGCUUGUGAGUCUGACAUUAUUGAAACUCUGCAUAUGCGAUUAAGUCUGUUGCAAAUGACUUUUGGGAAACAUAUUGAGAGGAAACACUGCUGUUUUUUCCCUGGAGAGAUAUUGGAUGAGGUUUACAGUAUUCUAUCUUACCUUAAGACAACAACAAAACUUGCAAGACCUUACAAAGUGACUGAUGAGUUGUUUGACUUAACAACAAUGGCAAUGGAAUACUUCAAGGAACACAUUGAACCUAACCUUCCAGAGAUUACAUACUUUGGUACAGAUUUCUUCGAUAUUACUACAGCUUUUUCACCUGGCGAAAGCAGCAAGUCGUACAUCUGCCUGGACUCGCCGCCGCCUAGCGGGUUCGAGCCACAGCCAGCAUGCAGCAGCGGGUCGGGAGAGCGCAGGGUUUCUUCCCUCAAUAUGUACAUGGAGGAGAGCCUGCCGCCAUCGCCGCCGCCGCCGCAGAGCAAUAUGGUGCUCAGGAAACGGAUACACCGGAUCAAACAGGGCAUGAAGAAGUACAAUGACCAGCUAUCAGCUUUACGUAGCGACCUACGGAGUUGUAAGCGCAAGACGGCUCUGCAGCAGAAACAGAUUGCUGAGCAGCAGAAACAGAUAGCCGAACAACAGAAACAGACCCUGGAAUAUGCUAAUAGGUUAGAUGACUACGACAAGAAGAAUGAGGAGACAAGCCGGAAAUUUCAAACUCUUUUACAGCGCGGGAUGUGCAGGCGUAAAUCUAUAGAGAUAUUUAUCACGGAUGAAUUGAAUAAGUGCAAGACGGAGCUCCAGUACUGGCGGUCGAGGUCGCCGGCGGUGCCGCCUCUGUGCGCGGAGUGCGGCGCUUCGUUACGCGUUUCGCCCGCGUCAUCGCUCGCCCAGUGGGAGGCCGGCACGAGCGGCGAGGCGACGGACCCGCAGGCGGCGGCGGUCGCGGUCGCGGUCGCGGUCGCUAGCGGCAGCGGUGCGGGCCUACCGGAGCCCACUACCGAACUGCCCGCGCCCAAGGAGCCCGCGCGCCCCGACCGCGCCGACGACGCCGCCACGCCGCCCGCGCGCCGCCGACCCUCCGACGACUACACCACGCCCGACAGGAAGAAGCGCCGCCUCACCAGGCCCAGGAAGCUCUGAGCUACAACAACCAACGGACCUCUGCAUGGCGCGACGUCAACGGCCCUUUAACGUAAACGCAGCGCGUGACGUUUGUGUUUUCGGUCAAUGACCUCACCCACCACCGAGCUGCGCGCCCCGACCGCGCCUACAACGCCGCCACGCCGGCAUCACGCCGCCGUCCCUCCGACGACUCAAAUAAGCCUGACAGGUAGAGAAGCGCCGCAUCACCAGGCCCAAGAAGAUCUGAACUACUGCAACCUACGGACGGUGGUGUGAUAAAGCGCUUUGACGUUUGAGUUCCAGGUCCGUGUGUGCGCGCCGCCACCCAUCGGACUUUACCACUCCUGACAGUAAGUAGCGACGCCUGACCAGAUCCAGGAAGCUCUGAGCUACUACAACCAACGGCGGUGACGUGAAUACGGUGCGCGACGUCACCGUCCCGGAUCACUGACCGCGCCCGCUACCGAUGCAAUCUUUAUGAAGCCUGUCUAAGGCAACACGCCCUGGAGGAUCUUGGGGAUGCACCAUGCACACAACCAACGGCGUUAACGUAAACGCAGCGCGCUACGUUUGUGUGCUGGGUUAAUGACCACACCCAUUACAGACCAGGGGCCAAUCGCCUAAUGUGAUUGCUAUGGCUAUCGCUAGGCAAUUGACCUCCUGACCGCCAACAAGGAGAGCCGCUUCACCUGUCCUAGAAUGCUCUAAGUGCGCAUCACUACUUCCAGCGACGAUAACGUAAACGCAGCGCGUGACGUUUGCGUUCCGGGUCAAUGACCACGCCCGUUAGGAAAUAUUACGCUUUCCCGGGACGUAGAUAGCUCUGAACGCGGAUCACUAAAGCCGGCGACGGUGCCGUGAAUAUAGCGCGCAACGACACCGUCUCGGGUCAAUGACCGUGCCCCCUGUCUAUGUUUGCUUUUCAAUAUUCGAAAUAUGGUUGAAGGCAACACACCGAAGAUGCUCUGAGAGUGUGGGUCAAUACAGCGACGACGGUGGCGUGAACUAAACGCGCGAUCUCAUCGUUUUUUGGCUUUUCAAUGAGAGUACAACACGCUUUAUCUCAUGAAGCGACGCUUUACCUGUUGCAGACAGGUCUGUGUAACCAAGAUCGCAGCCAUCGCGUGAAAUAUCCACGUCGUCAUCACCAACUUAGAACGGCGCCGGAAAUUAAUGUAAGCUUUAAAUAUCGAUCAUGCAUAGUUGAUGUCUUGAUGGUUAGCUCCUUUCUUUUAAUGAUUGUCGAGAUGUCACGGUAACAUGUCUAGUUGAAGUUUCUCUUCUUGGCUCAUGUUUCUGCACUGAUCGUUGGCGUCUUCCAUUACACCAUCAUGCUCAACCGUAAGAAGCGACACUUUAUUGGCCUUAAGAAGUUUUGAACACCAACACGGACUUACCUGUGAAUGAGCAUUGAAUGUGAAUGUAUAACCUCAGUAGUAAACAAAGCCACAAACACCGCUCAUUACAUCGUUAAAAAAAUCCGUAUCCUUUUUCAAAGAAAAGGAAUACUAAUCCCAUACAGCCUUAACUGCCGUAAACAACGUGGCGUCAUCGUCUUGUGACGAUGGAAUCUGGCAAACCGCAGCAAAAAAUGCACAAACUGAAAACGGCGUAGAAAGUGAUUUUAUUAUUUGACAAUUUAGCAGUACGAGUGUAGUUAAAAUGCACUCAGUUUGUCUACAGUCUAACAUGAUCAUUCGCAAUUGGAAUGUUAAGAUUUCGUCACUUUGCGAUCACGAUACUCGGGCAAAUGAUUGAAUCUGUCUGCGCUUUUCAUUUGCAUCUUCAUCGGACCAUAGCGAGCUUGCUGAUUUCAAGGUAAAUGAUUUCUAAAAUAUUAUUUCGGUAUAAUUAACUUUUCUCUGGUAUCUAAAAAGCUUAUCACCACACUCUAGUCUCUUGUAACAGAAUAGGUUUUUUAUAGUAUUUUUUGUCACAGUUUCAAUAGAUCAUAAAUUUGAAUAUAGCAACAUCAAUUUAUAUGCCAUUGCUUUAACGUGUAUUGGCUAAAUUAGACCCCGCCUCGACUCAGUAACCGUUCAUUUGUGACUGGACGCAAUAAUAGGAAUUUCAGCAUUUCUUAAAUUUAAAAUUAAUCGCCAAACGAUUAUUUUAUUUGAAUUUGAACUUAUCUGGCACGUAAGUUUUAUUGGACACGCGUCGUUCACACUACGUUAAAUUUUGAGGUGAAACCAUUUUUGUUCGCUACAUAGCUUCAUGAAGUAAUUAAGGUUAUUAAUAAAGGUUUUUUUUUUUAAAAAUUCAGAGAGUUUUUUGUCUCCGACUUACCGAGUGUCAGUUGAGAUAUUCUGAAAUACUUAGUUGUAUUUAUUUGGUCUUCUUUAUUUUCUUUAAUCAGUGGGUUCAC
Messenger RNA from Chilo suppressalis (striped riceborer), 4076 nucleotides. NCBI's taxonomy places the organism in Eukaryota, Metazoa, Arthropoda, Insecta, Lepidoptera, Crambidae. The record is from the annotation of a GenBank genome assembly.